This is a messenger RNA of Styela clava, 1109 nucleotides long. NCBI's taxonomy places the organism in Eukaryota, Metazoa, Chordata, Ascidiacea, Stolidobranchia, Styelidae. The record is from RefSeq and is a predicted model, not a curated record.
UAGUGUGAUACGUAGGAAUGAUAACAAAACCAAGUUUGUUUUUAAAAAUUGUGUAUUCCCACCUAUAUCACCGAUAUCGCAAUGAAAAUAAUAUGUGCAGGGCUCCAGAAAACCGGGACAAAAUCGAUCGCAGAAGCACUAAGAAUACUUGGAUAUGAUGUACACGAUGCAUUUGAACAGCUAUUGUAUGACAGGGAACUGUGGGACAAGAUUGUGGCCAAUACCGUCACCACGGAAGAUUACCAAAGGAUUCUCAGAGAUGUUGACGCAGUAAUAGACUGGCCUGCAGUUGCAGUGUGGGAACAAAUCAUGGAAGCAUUUCCAGAUGCUAAAGUUAUACUGACGAUUCGUUCAAAUGAAGAUGAAUGGUAUGGAAGCAUGAAAAACCAAUGCAAAGUCACGAAUAAUUACGUUCCAACGAAUGAAAUAGUGCAACAACUCCUAUUCCAUGUAAUAGCUGGUCCAUUAGCUAGCAGAAUUUAUAAGCUUGAAACAGAGUUUAUGUCGGCCUGUCUUGGAAUACCGAGAAUGUAUGGCUCUGUAAUGACAGAAACAUUCCUGAGAUCUCGGUAUCGCCAACAUAAUUUGUACGUCAACUCUAUUUGUCCCGAGAAGAAAUUAUUGAUAUACAACGUUAAAGAAGGUUGGGAACCACUUUGUAGGUUUUUAAACAAAGAAAUCCCAGAACAAACGUUUCCAAAGGUAAAUGUUAAAGGAGAAAUAAUGAAGAAACUUAUGAACAAUAAAUGGAAAUACAACUGUGGAUUCCAAAAAACAGUAGAAAGACAAACACUUUGGAGGAUGGCUGAAAUCUGUUUUGUUCUCAUCACGCUAUUUUUUGUUUGGUAUAUUAUAUAAUGUAAGGUUAAAUUUAUGUAUGAUUUAUUUGAUGAUAUAUUAAUGGGUGUAAAAGGGUUAAAAUAAUAAAGUUUAAAAUUAAAGAAAUUUUCAACUGUCUGGCAGGAUGAGGCUUGGGUGUGAAGCUGCAAUGACUGGAUACAAAAUGGGAAUUGUGUUUUUAGCCUGAUUUAUUCAAUUAAGUCUUAAUGCAAACAUAUAUCAUUUUCGGGUAUCAUUUGUCAGACUCUAAUAGAAAGGCUUACAUAAAC